Molecule: messenger RNA, 4425 nt
Organism: Octopus sinensis (East Asian common octopus)
Lineage: Eukaryota; Metazoa; Mollusca; Cephalopoda; Octopoda; Octopodidae
Product: transient receptor potential cation channel subfamily M member-like 2
Exons: 38
Coding region: 153-3983 (1276 amino acids)
Biological process (GO): calcium ion transmembrane transport
Cellular component (GO): membrane
Molecular function (GO): ligand-gated calcium channel activity
Source: RefSeq, a predicted model, not a curated record
CAUGUGUAGGGGAAAAAAUCGGUUUGUGAAUGUUUCUGUAUGUUGUAUCUGGCGUGUGUAGUCUGGUGAGAUACCUCAUGAAAUUGGUGGCGAAAGAAAAUUCAAAUUAACUAGAAAGAAUUUGAAGACAAAACGAAAAUAAAUUUGAAAAUAUGCCUGAUAGAAAUAGACAGUUUGGAAGAAGAGAAAGAAAAGGGAAACACACUAUGACAUCUUCUGAUGAUAAAUCACCAACCUCUCAAUAUGAGUCAGUACCAAUGUUAGAUAUAACAACAAAUGAUACAUUAUGGGGACAACAAUCUCCAGAAUCCAAAGAGCAACCAAAAAAAGAAGAUAUAAAGAAAUGGAUGCAGGAAAACAUAAAAUUGAGACCACAUCAAGCAACCUCAAAGAAACGUGUAAAGCGGUAUGGAGUUAAGAAAAGAAUUGUGCAACCAAAAAUUCUAAAUGCUGGGAAAAGCAGAGAAGUAAAUCAUGAAGGAGAAGAAGAAACAAAAUGUGGGAAUGGUUUCUCUCCAUUUGAUAAGAGACCACCAAUGAUCCUCAAAAAACAUCGGGAAGGAAGUGAACAAGAGUUGAAUGACAUUAUAAAUGUUAUAAGAAAACAUACAACGAAAGUAGUAGAAAAAGCUGAGAACAGUGGCUCUGAAGAUGAAUGGACAAGUUCACCAACAUCACCAACAUCACCACAGCCAUCGUCGCCACUGCCACAGCCGCAAUUACCUCAGCCAUCUCCACUGUCACCAUCACCCAAAUUUUCAAGAGGUAGACUUGUUAUGUUAGCUUCAACUGCUGGAAAACAACAAAGGAGAGAGUCAGAAGUAGAAACAAGUUCUGAAGAGAGUUUUGGUUCAGAUGAUGAAAUGUAUGCCUUUGAUAGAUGCAUUAGUGAUGAGGAAGAGGUAUCAAGUCCAUCUGAGAGUACUGAUGCAUUUGGUGAGGUAAAGUUUGUAGGAUAUGGCCGGAAAAUUGCAAAGUUUGUCCGUGCGGAUCACGAAACUUCUAUGGAAACAAUGAUUUAUUUGAUAGAAAAAAUGUGGAGUUUAUCAUUGCCAAAGUUACUUAUUUCUGUGACUGGAGGAAGAAAAGACUUCUUAUUGAGUUCACAUCUUAAAGAAGCUUUUGGGUAUGGUUUGGUAAAAGCUGCAAGAAGUACAGGGGCCUGGAUCUUAAGUGCAGGUUUACAUACUGGAGUUGUGAAAUAUACUGGAAAAGCUAUAUAUGAUAAUGAAAGCACAUUGACUGGCAGUAAUAAACUGGUGACGAUUAGUGUUGCACCAUGGAACAGUGUACGAAACAAGGACACAUUAAAGAAAAAGGAUGGAUCAUGGCCUGCAGAGUAUUAUAUAACAGAUGAUGAAUCUUGCUCAAAAACAUGUCCUUUGGAUCCAAAUCAUUCACAUUUCUUCCUUGUUGAUGAUGGUACCUCAGACACUUUCGGGGUAGAAAUUGACUUCAGAAAAACACUAGAAAAUGCUAUUGUACAAAAUAAAAUCCAAGCGACAGAAGUCAAGAUUCCAGCUGUUGCAGUAAUGGUUGGAGGUGGACCUGGAACUCUGAAGUCAGUGUAUGAUUCAAUAUCGCGCAACAUCCCAGUUGUAAUAGUAAAGGGAUCUGGUCGGGCAGCAGACGUUCUGGCAGAUGCUUACCAAACAGUACUUGAGAAUGUAAACGAAAACAGCAAAGACAUAACUGAUGGGAAACUGGAAAAUAUCAAAGAAAUAAUCCAGAAAAAAUUUGAAGAUUAUGAACAUCGAAAGGUUUUGAUUAAGUGUGUGUUGAAUUUUCUAAAACAACUGAAUUUGGUAACGCUUUUUGAAUCCGGUUCCGCUGAAGAGUUUGACGUAGUAGUCUUGAAGGCUCUGUUCAAAGUAAACAAUAACAAAUUUGAAAAAUUGAGGCUUGCAUUGGAAUGGAACAGAAUUGAUAUUGCAAAGAAUGAACUAUUUACUGAAGAAUUUCUCUGGCCAACUGGUACCUUGAACAAUUUCAUGCUGUUUGCACUGCGUGAUGAUCGUGUUGGCUUUGUGAAACUUUUCAUGGAACAUGGAGUUAGCUUCAAAGAAUUAUUAGCUGAAGAAAAUAUUGAAAGCUUGUUCAGGAUGCAAAAUAAAGAUAUUAGCAUUGAAAAUGGACAUUCUUUACUCAAUAAACUCAUGAAUGAGGGAUAUUUUGUGGAAAGGAUAACAGAUAGCUUUUACAUUGCAAUAAAAUUGUUCUUAUGGGCAUUAUAUUUAAACAGAAAAGAAAUGGCUUUUCUAUUUUGGAAAGAAGGCAUGGGCGCUUUACCAUCUGCUCUAAUUGCAAAUAAUGUGCUCGAAUUCCUGAAAACAAAGUGUAAAGAUUAUGACAGAAGGAUCCAACUACAGGAACAUGCUGAUCUUUAUGAAGAACGUGCCAUUGGAAUUUUGACUGAAUGUUACUACGCGGAUGAAAAACGGACAUUAGAUUUACUGCUGCUACGACGGAAAACUUGGAAUGAUGCUUCAUGCAUGCAAAUAGCAUUUAAUAUUAACAAUAAGAAAUUUGUGUCCCAGGCUGCUUGUCAAUCUUUGUUGGGAAAAAUUUGGAGGGGAAAAAUUUGUAAAAAGACCAACAUUUUGAAGUUGCUACUCUGUAUAUUGUGUCCAUUGUUUAUAUUUUUUAUACAUUUUCAUGACAAGGACAAGCAGGACAACAAUAAAGAAACCAACAAAUCAUGUUGUUGCAAGCCAUGUGGAAGAUGUUGCCGUAUGUUCUGCAGAUGUGCAUCAUUUUAUAAUGCUCCUAUCAUAAAGUUUUUGAGCAAUUUGAUAUUUUAUAUAAUUUUCCUUGGCCUCUAUAGCUAUGUGUUACUUGUUGAGCUGAAACCUCAGAUUUUUUAUCUAGAAUGGUUUCUUAUUGUGUGGGUGAUUGGAAUAUUUACAGAAGAAAUACACCAGAUUUUCAAAAGAGAAAUGAUGUUGAAAAAAAAUUCUAAUUCACUUUGCUCAAAAUUUGUCAAUUACAUCCAUGACAUUUGGAAUGUUGUUGAUGUUAUAACUAUUAUCUUGUUCAUCAUUGGGUAUGUUCUUCGAUUUCUGAAACUGGAUGAUGCUGCCAAAGUGAUGCUUAGUUUAAAUUUGAUCACCUUUUACAUCCGGUUUCUUUAUAUGCUUUCGAUCCAUAGACAUCUUGGACCGAAGCUUAUAAUGAUUAAGAAAAUGAUGCAAGACCUUGGAUAUUUUAUCGUAAUUCUGUUUAUCUUAAUGAUUGCCUAUGGCAUUGCUUCCCAGUCAAUUCUCUAUCCAAGUGCACCAGUUUCAUAUGAUUUGUUUAAAAAAGUAUUUAGGAAAGCUUAUUUUCAUAUGUAUGGAGAACUUUUUCUUGACGAAUAUGAAGAAAAUUGUGAUGCGAGCAACAGCACAUGUCCUUCUGAACUUGGAUUAUACAUUGCACCAAUUUUGAUGUGUAUAUAUAUUUUACUAACAAAUAUUUUACUUCUCAAUUUACUGAUUGCCAUGUUCAGUAAUACUUUUCAAAGAGUGCAGGAAAAAAGUCGUCUCCAUUGGUCCUUCCAAAGAUAUGAACUAAUCUUUGAGUUCUCUAUCCGCCCUCCUCUGCCUCCUCCUUUCAUACUGCUCUGUAACAUCUACCAGGCCUGUCGCUAUCUGUGUGAAAAAGCAAGUCGUAAACAACCUAAUAGAAAAUCUGCAUUUUCAAAGACAUAUAAAACCGAUUUGGAAAAAGAAAAAGAAAAAGAUUUAAUUCUCUGGGAAGAUCAGAUGGUUGAUUCUUACAUCGCAAGGCAAAAUAAAUCUGACAGUAACAAGAAUUUAAUUGACCAAUUAGAACUUCCUAAAUAUGAAAGUUCACAGAAUAUUUCAUUCUCAGAACCUGAAAAAGAAUUUACUAUAAGCGCAAAUAUUUUAAAUCAGAGGCUGCAAAACAUUGAAGAAAAGAUAAAUAAUAUUGAUACAACUCUUGCAAAAUUAAAAGAAAGUCUCAUGGACAGAAAACAUUGAGAAGAGGGUCCUGGAGGAAUGUUUUCUGAAUGUAGUGAAACAGACUUUUGUUUUGAGAAUGGCCAACUAAGAAUAUAAUUGACAUUUACUGUACUUAAAGUAUCAGUUAAUUACUAAAUCAUGAUAAACUGUAACAAAAUAGCAAUAAAUCCUAAAACAGAAAUGUAAGGUAAAACCAUAUAUUUUAAUCUAAUAUUUUAACUGAAUGUAUUAACAUAUAUUUUACUGUCAGGUAAAUGCAAGAAUCUGAAGUACUAAAUAUAGAGAGAAUACUUCCAAAUGAUUGAUGGGCAAUGGGAAGUGUCAAAUGUAAAUCAUGUAUAUUCACUCUAUAUUUUAUGUAGGUUCUCAAUUAUAAACAAUAUUUAGGAAUCUCACUUUAUCUUUAUUUUUCUAAUUCAUUUUUAUGUAAGAAAAAUUCAAAUAAAGGCAUGAAUCUGUC